Messenger RNA from Harpegnathos saltator (Jerdon's jumping ant), 2680 nucleotides. RefSeq names its product ras-related C3 botulinum toxin substrate 1. The record is from RefSeq and is a predicted model, not a curated record. Lineage: Eukaryota; Metazoa; Arthropoda; Insecta; Hymenoptera; Formicidae. Gene Ontology annotation, molecular function: GTP binding; GTPase activity. Gene Ontology annotation, biological process: small GTPase-mediated signal transduction. The transcript is spliced from 3 exons. Bases 230 to 1123 code for a protein of 297 amino acids.
CAUCAGCGGGUAAACCAAGUUCACCUACCUCAUGACGACGGUGUUCCCGGGAGAGGCAUGACGUGCCGCUUCGCGACGCAACAUUGCUCCAGGUCGGUAGUCUGAAAGCAACGACGACGGCCGCCGCGGCGGCGCCGAGUAGCAGAAGCAGGAGCAGGAGGAGGAGGAGGAGGAGGAGGAGAAGGAAGAAGAGAAGGUCGUACGUAGGGUCUGUCGUACCCGCGUCCGCAUGAAAGGUCGGGGUUGCGGGAAGAUCAAGAGCGAGACAAUGCCGCCAUCCUCGCACACCAACUGGACGAGGCCGCUACUCAAGGGCGGACAAACCAUGCAGAUGCAGGUAAAGCAGCAGUCGACGACCACGACGACGACGACGAUGACAGCGGCGGCGGUGAUGGCGACAACAACGACGUCGUCGUCGGCGCCUACUAGUACUGGCGCCAGUGUUAGUGUGACUCAGAAUCAAAACGACGCAGCGACGCCACUCGACAAGCGAAUCAAGGUGGUCCUGGUGGGCGACGGUGCCGUCGGCAAGACCAGUCUAGUGGUCUCGUACUCGACUAAUGGCUUCCCAGGGGAAUAUGUGCCAACUGCUUUCGACAAUUAUAAUGUGGUUGUAAAUGUGGAUGGUCAGCCGCUGAAUGUCCAACUGUGUGACACAGCAGGACAGGAUGACUUUGAUCCGUUACGAUCAUUGUGCUAUCCUGAGACUGAUGUAUUUCUAGUUUGCUUCAGCGUUGUGUGUCCUUCAUCCUAUCACAGUGUGGCAUCAAGAUGGAUUAAUGAAGUGCGAAAGUACUGUCCAAAUGCUCCAAUCAUUUUGGUAGGAACAAAGUGCGAUCUGAGAUCGGAUGUGCGUUUGAUGCUGCAACUUGCCAGAUACGGCCAAGCACCGAUCACCACUAUCCAGGGUCACCAGCUGGCGCAGAGGCUAGGCGCUGUGAAUUACGUGGAGACGUCCGCGUUGACGCAACACGACCUCAAGGAGGCUUUCGACCAAGCGAUAGUCAGCGCCCUCAAUACGAGGCGCGGCGGUGCUAGUUUAUUAUACCGGCGUAGGAAGCCGCCCCCGCUGUGGCGUAGAUGGUUGUGCUGUUGGGGACGGUCGUCUUCGAGCGAAACUUAAACGAGAUCCUACGUGAUAGACUAUAACUUCUUUAAAAUCCCUCUGUGAUCAUAGGCGGUCGCCGUUCGCCACUGUCAGAAUUGUGCUCCAAGCAUGACGUAUUUGAUAGCUACGUUCUCAUUGUCGAUUAUCCUGACACAGAGAGAAAGAGAGAAAGAGAAAAAAGAGGGGGAGAAAGAGGGAGCAGCUAGUAUUUUGUUAUUUAGAUUUUAGGUGAGUAGACAGUCGAUUGUUUCAGUUCGCGACGAUUACGCGAGAGAGCGACGAAAGAAGCGAUAGAGUGUUUUGAUACUAGUUGUUCCAGCGAGUUCUACUAGUAAAAACUUCGCGCACAAUCAUGUUAGAAUAACAAUUCUCGAGUGCAGUCACGCGCGAUGCUCUAGCCGUUAUCUUCGCAAAUCACACAUAGCCUUCGACCGUUUUACAUGUUUUUGCACGUUUUACGCGUGUAUGAAACUAACGAACUGCCUAAUAAACGCCCAAGGAUACGACGCUGUUUAGAAUAUCGUGCAGCACCGUACCGGGACUAAUGACUGAGUAGCCUAAUCUCGCGAAUCGAUGGUCUGUACUCGAGGAUUAUGCGAACACUUUUACGUCAUCCACGGAUAUUCCGACGCUACGUCGGCCGUGAUAAAUAUUGGAGGGGUCGCGACAGAUGACAGAUACGUUCUGACAGACGAAGCGGGCGCCGCCCGUAAAAUUCCUGAAGCCGCACUUGGCAUAAUUUAUUGUAAUAUUAAUCGUAUUAAUCAUUAUUUUUGUUACUAGCAUGUAAUUGGCUACUCGCUGGUUGUGAUUUUUGUACGUAAUAUCUGUUUUAAUCGUCGCGGUGAGAUCAGUUCUUUACUGCCUUCACAUACCCCGCGCCUCCUUCCUCUUCCCCAUUGAGGAUAAUUAAGCGGAGCCAUUGCGCCCCUCUACGACCACACGUGGCGUAUGACAAUUGUAUAUUUUUUACUUGUUGCGACGACGUGCAUAUAUAUAAAUAUAUUUAUUUUUUAAUAUCUCUUUGAUAUAUAUACAUAUAUGUACAUCGGUAUUUUAGUAGAAGUAAAAGUUAGCUUUAAUCGCCAUUCUCGCAAACCUAGUGACAUCACACGUAUACAGAUACAUGUGUGUGUUUGAACGCAGAAUUUAUACGUAUAAUAUUAUAAGGCAACGGUAACGGAGCAAUGAUAUUUCGUAUAAUGUGUUUUUUUUAUAUAAAUUUAUGUGAUGUAGUAGUGUUUGUACGAACGCGAUAGCAGUAACUGUAGGAAGGAAUAUCAAACACGUUAAUUAAAACGAGGAGUGUAGAACGUGCGCAAAUAAGGAGAGACCGACCACCCGACAUUAACUCGACGAUCCAGGCGCACUUGAAGUUUGUAGAAAAAGGAAACACACUGUGAUCUUACCUGAAACUGUCUUCUGGAGGUUCUCUGUAUGUCACAUACGGAAUUGUAUGAAUAAGGCUACAGAUAAGAUUCAAAAUUGUUCUGCAUAAUGUAUAAGCUUAACUUGCUGUAACACUUUGUUUCCAUCAAGGUGCAUCAAAAAUAAAUUGUAUAUAAGUAUUUA